AUGACUGAUAUGCUCCAGAAUGCAGAAGAUUCUCCAGGGGGAGAGAGUGGAGGUGAAGUGAAGAGCAGGGUGCUUCUCCUAGUCGUAGUUGCUGUUGUCAUCAUCAUCAUCAUCAUCACUGUGAAGUGGGCUGACCAUUCUAGAGAGCUUGCUGUGUUCCAGGAACUACAGGUUGCUUUUGUAAUGAAGAAGCACUUAAAUACUCAUCUACUAGGCAAGCAUGGAGUUGGCACCCCAAAAGAAAGGAAAUUUACAUGCCACUUAUGUGAUAGAAGUUUCACAGAGAAGUGGGCCCUGAACAACCACAUGAAACUCCACACAGGAGAGAAGCCAUUUAAGUGCACCUGGCCCACGUGCCAUUACUCAUUCCUCACAGCCUCCGCAAUGAAAGACCACUACAGGACGCACACAGGCGAGAAGUCGUUCCUGUGUGACCUCUGUGGCUUUGCCGGCGGGACCCGGCACGCCCUCACGAAGCACCGCAGGCAGCACACAGGAGAAAAGCCUUUCAAAUGUGAUGAGUGUAACUUUGCCUCCACAACCCAGUCCCAUUUGACUCGGCAUAAACGUGUGCACACUGGAGAAAAGCCCUACAGAUGCCCCUGGUGUGACUACAGGUCAAACUGUGCUGAAAAUAUCCGCAAACACAUUUUGCAUACUGGCAAGCAUGAAGGAGUCAAGAUGUACAACUGCCCCAAGUGUGAGUACGGGACAAACGUUCCUGUGGAAUUCCGAAACCACUUGAAAGAACAACAUCCUGAUAUUGAAAACCCUGACCUCGCUUACCUGCAUGCUGGCAUUGUUUCCAAGUCCUACGAAUGCCGUCUGAAGGGACAAGGAGCCACCUUCGUGGAGACAGACAGCCCCUUCACCGCGGCCGCGCUGGUGGAAGAGUCUCCAGUCCAGGAGAAAUCCCCUCGGCACCGCAAGCGGCAGGCCCAGCCCCCCGAGCAGGCGCAGCAGGUCAUCAUCAUCCAGGGCUACCAUGGGGAGUUUGCCCUGGACGCCUCCAUGGAGGAGACGGCUGCCGCCACGCUGCAGACGCUGGCCAUGGCCGGCCAGGUGGCCAGGGUGGUGCACAUCACCGAAGACGGGCAGGUCAUUGCCACCAGUCAGAGCGGGGCGCAAGCGGGCGGUGUGGUGCCUGGGCCCAUCCUGCCCGAGCAGCUGGGGGAGGGAGCCACGCAGGUGGUCGUCGUGGGUGGUUCCAUGGAAGGUCACGGCAUGGAUGAGUCCCUCAGCCCUGGCGGUGCUGUGAUACAGCAGGUGACCAAGCAGGAGGUUUUGAAUCUGUCGGAGGCUGGGGCCCCUCCCCACGACGCGUCCUCAGCCCUGGAUGCGCUGCUGUGUGCAGUCACUGAAUUAGGCGAGGUGGAGGGCAGGGCUGGGUCCGAGGAGAAGGGCAGUCCUAGCCCCAAGGACCUGCUGAUCCAGCUGCCCGGCCAGGAGGCGUCCCACACGGCCACCGCCCCGGAGGCCCCGGAGAUCCAGGUGUUCCGAGAUGCUCAGGAGAGCCCGGCCGCUGUGGAAGUGCUGACCCAGGUCGUGCGCCCUGCGGCUAUCCUUGCCCCCCAGGAGCGCGCACAGGUGGCUUUCAAAAAGGUGGUCCAGGGAGUGCUCCAAUUUGCCGUGUGCGACACAGCUGUGGCCGGCCAGCUCAUCAAAGAUGGCAUCACGCAGGUCAUCGUGAACGAGGAGGGUGCCGUGCACAUGGUGGCCGGGGAGGGCUCUCAGAUCGUCAUGCAGGGGGCCGAAGCCCGAGGACUGCGGGUGCAGGACGCGCACGUGGGCCUGCUGGAGCCCGGCAGCGACAUCUCGCAGAUCAUCGUGACGGAGGAGUUAGUGCAGGCCAUGGUCCAAGAGUCCAGCAGCAGCUUCCCCGAGGGGGCCACGCAUUACAUCGUGACCGAGUUGCCUCCGGGUGUGCAGGACGAUGCUGGCGUGUACUCCCACACUGUGAUAGAGGCGGCGGACUCUCAGGAGCUCCUGCAGGCCGGGGCCGCACUGGGCGCCGAGGCCCUGGCCCCAGGUGGUGCGGAACAGUUGACCAGCAUGGUCAUUUACACCCAGGACGGCUCCCCGGCGGCGACAGUAAUUCAGAGCCAAAGAGAAAGCAGCGAACUGCAGGAAGCGUGAGGCGCGCGUGGUCACUGGGACCCAGAGCAGGUGGGCGUGUCCAGUCUGUGCCGGCUGUGCUCCCUGAACAUCCUUCCUAGCCCUCCAAAGUGACGGCGACGUGCGCUACCAUGAAGGUGCGGAUGGCAGGUAGCCCGAGCGAGAGCGCGCUGCGGAGGCAGCGGGAAGGCCGGGCUCGGUGCUGGCAGGCCGCAGGGCCUGUGCGCAUCGGAUCCUGUGCCCCUCGGGUCUUUCUUUAAUGGCCUUUCUUCCCGUGUGCUGAGAAGCUAAAUUCGUCUGUUGGUUCUUCCCCCCCACAGGUGUUUUCCCACUUCAGUUCUCAAAAAUUAUGCCCCAGGGGUGGAAAAGUAAGAAUGUAUCUUGAGGCUUGGGAGCAUCUGCUCUUGCAGACCAGCAUGUAACUGUUUUAACAUUUUAUUAUAUAUCUGGUGGAAAAUUUCGGCUACAGUUAUUACCAUCUUGAAGUAGCUCACUCCCAUUGUUUUUUUUGUUUUUUUUUUCUUUGAAAUUUUAAGAUAACAUUGUUCCUAAACCAAAGGAUGCCUGUUAGUUCAUUUCAUAUAUAAGUUUCCUCUCUUCACACAUUUUAGGUGUAUUCAUUUCUCGGUUGCAUUCUGCAUAACCUGUGGUUAAGAAAAGCCUCGAAGUUUAUAUUCAAUUAAAAUAUACCUUGGUUAAGACAACCCACUGCUUCUAAUUUUGACUUAGUUUCAUACGGUAAAGUAUAUAUGAAAUGUGCACUCUGGAAAAUAUUGUUCACAUUGAUAAUUUGCUUUUUAUAACAAAGGUUUGUUUGUAUUGAUAUCAUUUUUGCAGGAUUUAUUUGAGAUUUAUGUCAGCAUGAAAAAGCUGACAUUAAACAUUAACAGACAAACUGCCCUGUAGCCCUUGCCUCGACCUGCAUUGUGUGUUUAGCUGUGGAUUCACUGCAACUGUCGAAUGCAAGUUUAUGUUGCAAUAAUUUGUUUCUUGAAAUGAUUGCUCUUAUUUCUUUUCCAAAAGUGUAAAAUAAUCCCCUCCCUCAAAUGCAAAGUUUGUUUUUGUUCUGUUUCUGUUUUCUUUGAAAUAAAAUGAUAGCAUUAAAA
Galeopterus variegatus (Sunda flying lemur) is the source of this 3221-nucleotide messenger RNA. RefSeq names its product zinc finger protein 407-like. Gene Ontology annotation, biological process: regulation of transcription by RNA polymerase II. Gene Ontology annotation, molecular function: RNA polymerase II cis-regulatory region sequence-specific DNA binding; DNA-binding transcription factor activity, RNA polymerase II-specific. Gene Ontology annotation, cellular component: nucleus. The transcript has 10 exons. The record is from RefSeq and is a predicted model, not a curated record. Lineage: Eukaryota; Metazoa; Chordata; Mammalia; Dermoptera; Cynocephalidae. Bases 1 to 2136 code for a protein of 711 amino acids.